AUUCUUGGUCAGAAAAAAAUGGGGCUGUAGGGGGAACUCCUUGCCUUCUGCACCCUCCCUGCACAUUCUCUCUCUCGCGUUCUUCAAAAGUCUCUUUUUGACCAUGCUCUCUUUCUUCCCUUCUUCCUCCUAUCUGCUCCAGGCUUUCCUAUUUGCUAUCCCCGCUCAUUCAUUAGCUGUAUCUCUCUGUGUUUGCAUAUAAAUGACUGCUAUAAUUUAUUCAAGACCUUUGUCAAGGUUUUGAUCCGUCAAGACCUCUAAAAACUCUGUUUUUCUUUCUCUAUCUCUGUUUCCCAAUCAUGGGUUCUUGCUUUUCUACCAACAAAGUCAUUGGCUCUAGCAGCAACAACACCAAUACCCACAACACCACAACCACCACCAUCAAUCACAACCGUAAACAGAACACCGAGUCCCAUACGAGAACUACCACUACGACGAAACAGGAGUCUUCGAGCAAUCAGCGACAGAACAAAGCGAACGGGAGGAAUUCGCAUCAGCUGAGACCCAAAGACAAACCAGUCUCGAGGCGGCAGAGCGGGCUGAUCCCCUGUGGGAAGCGUACAGAUUUCGGGUACGACAAGGAUUUCAGCCAACGCUACACGAUUGGGAAGUUGUUGGGACACGGGCAGUUCGGGUACACCUACGUCGCCACCGACAAGGCGAAUGAGGAUCGAGUCGCGGUUAAGAGAAUUGAAAAGAAUAAGAUGGUUCUUCCUAUUGCUGUUGAGGAUGUGAGGCGGGAGGUCAAGAUAUUGCAAGCACUUACAGGCCACGAGAAUGUGGUUCACUUCUAUAAUGCGUUUGAGGAUGAUUCAUAUGUGUAUAUAGUAAUGGAGUUAUGUGAGGGUGGCGAAUUGCUAGAUCGUAUAUUAUCCAAGAAGGACAGCAGAUAUACUGAGAAAGAUGCAGCAGUAGUUGUGCGCCAGAUGCUCAAAGUUGCAGCUGAGUGUCAUUUACAUGGGUUGGUACACCGAGACAUGAAACCGGAGAAUUUUCUUUUUAAGUCAACUAAACAAAAUUCACCACUGAAGGCCACAGAUUUUGGUUUGUCAGAUUUCAUUAACCCAGGAAAGAAGUUCCAAGAUAUCGUUGGCAGUGCUUAUUAUGUUGCUCCUGAAGUAUUAAAACGCAAGUCAGGACCUGAAUCGGAUGUCUGGAGUAUUGGUGUGAUUACCUACAUUUUGCUCUGUGGAAGGCGCCCCUUUUGGGAUAAGACUGAAGAUGGUAUAUUUAAGGAGGUUUUACGAAACAAGCCCGAUUUUCGCCGCAAACCAUGGCCAAGCAUAAGCAAUAGUGCUAAAGAUUUUGUAAAGAAGUUACUGGUGAAGGAUCCUCGGGCAAGAUUAACUGCUGCUCAGGCCCUAUCGCACCAAUGGGUUAGAGAGGGAGGAAAUGCAUCAGAGAUCCCUAUCGAUAUAUCUGUUCUAAGUAACAUGCGGCAAUUUGUAAGAUACAGUCGAUUGAAACAGUUUGCUCUAAGGGCACUUGCUAGCACACUUGAUGACGAGGAGCUCGCAGAUCUUAAAGAUCAAUUUGCUGCAAUUGAUGUGGAUAAAAAUGGUUCUAUUAGUCUAGAAGAAAUGAGACAUGCCCUUGCUAAAGAUCUUCCUUGGAAGUUGAAGGACUCGGGCGUCUUAGAGAUUCUGCAAGCGAUUGACAGCAACACAGAUGGCCUUGUUGAUUUCAAUGAGUUUGUAGCAGCCACGCUACAUGUGCAUCAAAUGGAAGAGCAUGACUCUGAGAAGUGGCAGCAGCGGUCUCAGGCCGCUUUCGAGAAAUUCGACAUCGAUAAAGAUGGGUUUAUUACUCCGGAGGAACUGAGACUGCACACGGGUUUAAGAGGCUCCAUUGAUCCACUUCUUGACGAGGCUGAUAUUGAUAGAGAUGGGAAAAUAAGUCUAUCAGAAUUCCGCAGACUUCUAAGAACUGCAAGCAUUAGUUCACGAAAUGUGAGUAGCCCUACUGGCCAUCGGAGUUCCUGGAAGAUAUAGAUCCAAACUAGAGUUUUGAAGAUUUAGAGAAGUGAUAAGAGGCCAAUAGCUGUGGUGUUCCUUUUCCCAGAUUUCAUUUACUUUGUACUAGAUGUCCUCAAUUACUUCUUAGGAAAUCUGGAUAGGAUUGUGAAUACAUUACGCCCAGGUGUUUGGUUUGGAGUUGGUGUGGAAUCUGCAUGGGAGAUGGCUCCAGGCAUGAUGGUUAUGCUGGUGUGAAUAAUGAAUUCCUUUUUUUGAGUAUGGAGGAUUUCCAGGUCAUGGCAUACAAAAUUGUAAUGUGUGACUUAUAAAUGAAAUUGUUGAUUAAAAUAGAGGAUUAGAAUUCAUUUGUGUUUAUAAUAUGUUCUUAGAAGUAUUUUCAUCCAA
Molecule: messenger RNA, 2360 nt
Organism: Carya illinoinensis
Lineage: Eukaryota; Viridiplantae; Streptophyta; Magnoliopsida; Fagales; Juglandaceae
Product: calcium-dependent protein kinase 28-like
Exons: 12
Coding region: 300-1991 (563 amino acids)
Biological process (GO): protein autophosphorylation; intracellular signal transduction; peptidyl-serine phosphorylation
Cellular component (GO): nucleus; cytoplasm
Molecular function (GO): calcium-dependent protein serine/threonine kinase activity; ATP binding; calcium/calmodulin-dependent protein kinase activity
Source: RefSeq, a predicted model, not a curated record